CUGGCAGCGCUCGCUCUGCUCCCAUCGACCUUCGCCCACUCUUGGAUCGAGGAGUUCCAGGUCGUCGGUUCUAAUGGUUCAUACAUCGGCGACCGCGGGUUCCCGCGUGGCUACGUGGCACGUACAGAUCCAGGCUAUAACGGCUUUACGAUGAACUACCUGCUUCCACAAGCGGGUGUUCGCAUCGACUCAUCCGAUCUCCUAUGCCACCCGUCGCAGCGCUCCUCUAAUUACACCAACCCUGCAUAUCCGAAAAUUCAAGUCACGCCUGGCAGCUACGUUGCCAUGAAGUAUUUGGAGAAUGGCCACGUCACGCUUCCAUGGAACCAACUUGGUAAGCCGACUGCUGGUGGGACUGUCUUCGUUUACGGCACCACGCAACCAUCGGAUGCUGAGAAGAUCGCCGAUGUAUUGGCCUGGGACAAGGCUGGCACAGGUGGCAACGGAAAGGGCUUCCUAAUGACGGCGCAGAACUUCGAUGACGGUCGUUGUCAUCAGAUCAACUGCGGCAACAUUUCUGUCGACCGCCAAACCCUCUUUCCAGAUCACGUCCAAGGCCAGCCGGGUUCGAACGUCGAACAGUGGUGCGAGACUGAUCUCCAGAUUCCGACAUCACAGGUGGCUGGGACACUGACGGUCUACUGGGUUUGGCAAUGGCCGACAGAGCCGAACGCUGACUGCACGUACCCCGAAGGCAAGGACGAGUACUACACCACAUGCUCGGACUUCGAGGUCGUU
This is a messenger RNA of Baudoinia panamericana UAMH 10762, 738 nucleotides long. RefSeq lists its product as uncharacterized. The annotation marks the transcript as partial. The transcript has a single exon. The record is from RefSeq and is a predicted model, not a curated record. Lineage: Eukaryota; Fungi; Ascomycota; Dothideomycetes; Mycosphaerellales; Teratosphaeriaceae.